CCGAAAUGCCUCAGCUGGUGCAGCCCCAGGUACAGCCUACACAGCCCCUCCCUCCCUUGCGGAACCCACCCCGCACCAUGUUCCCCUGUCCUCCAUUGCCCCUGCCAUGAGCACCAGCCCCAUGGUUGGAGACGUUCAAAUUUCGGACAAAGUUAUUGACGACCACUUGGCUGUACAAGGUAUCAUCAGGGCAUAUCAGGCUCGUGGGCAUUUGGUAGCAGCGUUGGAUCCACUUGGCAUAGACCGAGAAGCCCUCAAGGACCGCCCCCCCACCACGCUGCCGUCCAGAACUGUAGUCCGCUCCUAUGUUGAUGCAUUUGGCGAAGAAGAUAUGGAACGCUCAUUUAAGUUGCCAAUGUCAACUUAUGUUGGAGGCAAGGAAAGACAACUGCCACUCAAGGAGAUCAUCCAAAGAUUAGAAAAUGCUUAUUGCCGCUCUAUUGGUGUUGAGUUCAUGUUUAUCAAUUCAUUAGAGCAAUGUAAUUGGAUUCGUCAGAAGUUUGAAUCGCCAGGUGUAAUGACAAUGGAUUCUAUGGAGAAACGUCUCCUCCUUGCAAGAUUAACACGCUCACAUGGGUUUGAGGCAUUCUUGGCCCGUAAAUUUUCAUCGGAGAAGCGUUUUGGCUUGGAAGGUUGUGAGAUCUUAAUCCCUGCAAUGAAACAGGUGAUCGACCGUUCCACUUCCCUUGGAGUUGAAAGCUUUGUCAUGGGAAUGCCCCAUAGAGGCCGCCUCAAUGUACUGGCCAACGUAUGUAGGAAGCCCCUUGAGCAUAUCUUCACACAGUUUGCAGGGCUCGAGAGUGCUGAUGAGGGUUCAGGUGAUGUGAAAUACCACUUGGGAACUUACCAAGAGCGACUGAAUCGCGUGACCAACAAAAAUAUCCGUCUGGCCAUUGUUGCCAAUCCAUCCCAUCUGGAAGCGUGUGACCCUGUUGUUCAGGGCAAGACGAGAGCUGAGCAGUUCUACCAUGGAGACUCUGAGGGCAAGAAGGUGCUGUCCAUUCUUCUUCACGGAGAUGCUGCCUUCUCAGGCCAGGGCAUUGUAUAUGAGACUUUCCACUUGUCAGAGCUCCCAGAGUACACCACCCAUGGCACGAUUCAUAUUGUUGUCAACAACCAGAUUGGCUUUACAACUGACCCUCGCAUGUCCCGUUCUUCCCCUUACUGCACUGAUGUGGCUCGUGUCGUCAAUGCGCCCAUCUUCCACGUAAAUGCUGAUGACCCUGAGGCUGUCAUGCAUGUCUGCAAUGUUGCAGCUGACUGGCGCAGCACUUUCCAUAAGGAUGUUGUCAUUGACUUGGUGUGCUACAGACGUAAUGGUCACAAUGAAAUUGACGAACCUAUGUUCACACAGCCACUCAUGUACACUAGGAUUCGGAAAUUGAAGCCUGUGAUUGAACUUUAUGGAGAUAAACUCAUCAAUGAAGGGGUUGUAACUCCAGAGGAAGUGAAGGAAGUAAAGGACAAAUACGAAAAGAUUCUCGAGACUGCCUUUUCUGUGGCAAAGCAGGAAACUCAGGUGUUCAACAAACAUUGGAUUGACUCACCUUGGUCUGGCUUCUUUGAGGGCAAGGAUCCCCUAAAGAUAUCUCCCACUGGUGUUCAUGAGGACACUUUGAAGCACAUUGGCAAGAAGUUCUCAAGUGCUCCUCCCAAUGCCAGUGACUUUGUUAUCCAUAGAGGCAUCCAACGUAUUCUCAACAGCCGCAUGGAAAUGGUUGAAUCUCGCACAGCUGACUGGGCCUUGGGAGAAGCCAUGGCUUUUGGUUCUCUGCUCAAGGAAGGAACCCAUGUUCGUCUCUCAGGCCAGGAUGUGGAAAGAGGAACAUUCUCCCACCGACACCACGUGCUUCACCACCAGAAGGCAUUUAAAGACACAUCUAUGUUGAUUGUGAAAGUUGUUCAUUUGGUGGUUGACUCUGUGCUGUAUGGUGUCUCGUUGACUGAUGUGCUUCUUUGUGUUUCUAACACAUCCAUGAUUUUAGACAUGUUGCAUCACUAUGUAAGUGUCCUGAUCUGGGUUUAUUCUGCUACCAUUGUCCAGACACUCAUGUCCUUGAGCGUUCUACAAAACUUCUUCCUGUGCCACAUUCUUGAUUUGCCUCAGCACUGUCUGACAUUCCUGGAUGAUAAAAAUUUUUUGAGUAUACUGUUGAAAUGUGACUAUGAUCAGUAUUUUGACUGUUCAUUGAAUAUAAAAGUUCUUUCUCUUGCGCUGUGUUAUAAAGAUAGGCUAGAAUCGGUAUUCACUCUAAUGUACCCUGAAGCUGGUCCUGCCUCAAACAACCCAGCCAAUGUCAAGCGACUCAUCUUCUGCUCUGGUCGUGUCUAUUAUGACCUUGUUCAAGCUCGCAAAGAGGCUGGAUUAGAGGAAAAGAUUGCUAUUGCACGUGUGGAACAGAUUGCACCAUUCCCAUAUGACUUAGUCAUGAAGGAGUGUGCCAAGUAUGCAGAUGCUGAGUUGGUCUGGUCACAGGAAGAACAUAAGAACAUGGGGGCAUGGUCGUAUAUCCAGCCUCGCAUUUCCACUGCUUUGAACCAUGAACGUCACAUUUCUAGCAAGCGUGUCAAGGUUGCGCACGAUUCAGAGGACCAGUCUUGGUACGAGUAUUGGUUCCCUUGGUUCUUCCCAUCAUCGGGCACACCUGAGAGCCCAGCUCCAAGUCAGGUUCAUGUAGCCUCCAAACCUAUACGACCAGUGAGAUAUGCGGGCCGUCCAGUCUCGGCCUCUCCUGCCACGGGCAACAAGAAGACCCACAUUCGUGAGAGCAAGCAGCUCCUGGAGGACUCCUUGGCAUUGUAGAUAUAUCCUCGCACAUGCCUCUUUGUGCUGAUGGGGAAGAAAAGCAAAUCAACCAAGUCAACCGCAGAUAGCCAAAUUCGGUUGAUGAAGUGCAAGAAGACCACGUUCAAGAUGACUCACAAUGCAAGAUGCUGACUCGUUGCGAUGGAAUGGCAUGA
Messenger RNA from Penaeus monodon (black tiger shrimp), 2961 nucleotides. RefSeq names its product 2-oxoglutarate dehydrogenase, mitochondrial-like (gene Nc73EF). Gene Ontology annotation, cellular component: oxoglutarate dehydrogenase complex; mitochondrion. Gene Ontology annotation, molecular function: oxoglutarate dehydrogenase (succinyl-transferring) activity; thiamine pyrophosphate binding. Lineage: Eukaryota; Metazoa; Arthropoda; Malacostraca; Decapoda; Penaeidae. The record is from RefSeq and is a predicted model, not a curated record. Gene Ontology annotation, biological process: tricarboxylic acid cycle.